AUGGACUUCUUGCGGCCCUUGGAAUGGGAGAAGUCGACUUCGGUAGAGGCCGAUACGCGGGACGACCCAUCGCGCAAGAAACGGCGGAAGUACAUUGCCAGAGCUUGUAAUGAAUGCAAGCGCCGCAAAAUCAAGUGCAAUGGUCAAACACCUUGUCAUCGUUGCGGCAGGCAACACAUUGAGUGUGCUUACGUGGAGAAUCCCCAACGAGAGAGCGUUGGCGAGCAAGAAAACUUCGAGCGACUCUUCGAUCAAAUGAAGUCAAUGCAGGACCAGAUCUAUUCGUUGUCGGCGGCUGUGCGGUCUAUGACGAAUAGCGACAGCUCGCCCGUCGGCCGGUCGAGCGUGGCCGGUCCAGCCACCGCGGCGUACGGGCCUGUGUCAACGCAGCGGGCGCUUCGACGAGUUUUCACUGAGAAAAAGACGCUCUUCCAGGGCCCGACCACGUCGGCAUUUAGCUUUGAUCUGGCCAAAUCCAGUCUGCAGCAGCGAGGAAUCGUGGAGGGCAAUGAAGCUGGCGACGAAGGGGAUUUGACCCAGGAGCCAUCACCACUCGCUUCGCCAUCCGCUACCCAUCGCGACCUGGAAGUGCGCCAGGCAGUUGAUCCACUCUGGGCUUUGCCCAAAGCUGAGGCUCUUCGUUUAUGUCGGGUGUACGAGGAAGAGAUGGGAAUCAUGUACCCUGUGCUGGAGCUUUCAGAGCUGUUGGAUCAGGUCGAGCUUCUUUAUGGUAUGAUGGAUCAUUCAAUCAACCCUGAAGCGCAACUCAGGCAGAGGGACGCACUGGAUCCGGAAGAUGUAUUCAUUCUUCGACUGGUAUUUGCAUGUGCCUUGACGGCGGAAGCCAGCGGUCGCAGUGAACCGGCCAUUGCGCUGUUUGACAGCGUCCGAGAAGUUCAGGACAAUUGUGUUUGGAGACCUCCCGAGAUCAAAAGCAUCAUCUUUCUGACCCUGGUGUCAAUAUUUUAUUUUCAAAUGGAUGAAGAGACUCUUGCCUGGCGGACUAUUGGAAUCGUGGAACGCAUGUGCCUAGAGAAAGGCCUCCACCGGCGCAAAACGCUAAAUCAACCAGCCAUCGUGGCUGGAGGCAGGGACCGGAUUUUGCGACUCUUCUGGUCCGUCUACGUUCUUGACAUGCGCUGGAGCUUCGGAACGGGAAUGCCUUUCGCUCUCGAGGAUUCGGACAUUGACCCCUGGUUGCCCGAGCCCGAGGAGAAAACACCGUACCUGCGGGUCAUGAUUCGCUACAGCCGAAUUGCUGCCAAGGUUUGGAAAUUCAUCUCAGCCUUCAAUAACACGAACGAAAUCAAAAAGGAUGAAAUGAACUAUUUGGAUUGGCAGGUGCUGCGCUGGGUGCAUGAUAUCCCCGAUGAGUUGCGCCUGCAUCACUUCAGCACACCGGACUCGGGUGAUACCGAGGGCCCGCGAAGCCUCCGUCGCCUCCGUGCACUGCUUUAUCUACGUGCGAAUCAGCUGCGCAUGCUCAUUCAUCGGCCCGUUCUGCAUACCGCCGGGGACAUUGUCCGGUAUCCCGCGGAGUCCGAAACGGUUGUCGACAUCGCGAAGGACACGAUUCGCUUCAUUACCCGUCUCAAUGAAACCUCGGAUAUCUAUCAACUCCAACAGGUAGCCUUCAACUGGUUCCUAGUUUCCGCAUUGGCAGUCCUGUUCCUUGCCGUCUCUCAAGCCCCGUCUCAGUUCAGCGGAUCAUGCAAGGAGGAAUUCUACUGGGCCCUGGAGCUAGUCAAAGGCUUUUCAACCGAGUCAUACAUCUCUCGACGCCUCUGGAAGUCUAUUCGAAGCCUUCGCAAGCUUGGCCCUGAAAUGGGAUUAGGAGUUCAGAAGCGUCGGUCAGCCGUUGAACCCUCAGAGCCAGGACCACCCCGACCGCAGGAGUCGCCUCUUCCCACUACCGGCUCCAGCACACUUCGCGAAACACCACUGAAUGGAGCGCAGAUGACACAGGAGCUAAUGGAAUGGUUUGAAGCAGUCGGAAACCUGGAAGAUCAGAUUAUAGGAGUCGGCACAGACACGGGCCCAGCACCCGAAGAAAUCCCCUGGCAACAAAUGCCCAACGGGGGGUUCAUGUUUGAUUACGGGGGAGAGUUAUCGAGUGUGAUGAAGGACUGUUUCUAA
Messenger RNA from Penicillium cinerascens, 2136 nucleotides. RefSeq names its product putative C6 transcription factor. Lineage: Eukaryota; Fungi; Ascomycota; Eurotiomycetes; Eurotiales; Aspergillaceae. The coding region runs from base 1 to 2136 and encodes 711 amino acids. The transcript has 4 exons. Gene Ontology annotation, molecular function: DNA-binding transcription factor activity, RNA polymerase II-specific; zinc ion binding; RNA polymerase II cis-regulatory region sequence-specific DNA binding. The record is from RefSeq and is a predicted model, not a curated record. Gene Ontology annotation, cellular component: nucleus. Gene Ontology annotation, biological process: DNA-templated transcription; positive regulation of transcription from RNA polymerase II promoter by galactose.